Molecule: messenger RNA, 2039 nt
Organism: Dalotia coriaria
Lineage: Eukaryota; Metazoa; Arthropoda; Insecta; Coleoptera; Staphylinidae
Product: organic cation transporter protein
Exons: 3
Coding region: 220-1890 (556 amino acids)
Biological process (GO): transmembrane transport
Cellular component (GO): membrane
Molecular function (GO): transmembrane transporter activity
Source: RefSeq, a predicted model, not a curated record
AUUCCGAUUUUGUUGUUAGUGUGGGCGCCUGAUUUGUGCGGCAUUAGUCGCGAGUCAGUUCGUGACGAUUGCGGUUGCGGCAAGCGGCGUGUGCGCGCGCUUGACUUAAGUUCAUUCUAUUGUUUACCAUUGUAUUAAUAAAAAUUCUCAAAAGUGCACGAUUUCCAACGUUAAUAUAUUUUUGAGGCUUUUGCUGACACAAAAGUCACCGUAAGAAAUAUGGACAACGACCUGGAGAAAAAGAAUAUGGAGGAAAAACAAGAUCUCGACACGCUCAUGAGUUAUUUAGGCGAUUGGGGUAAAUACCAAUGCUUUCAAUAUGUACUCCAUCUUCUGGCUGCUGUAAUGGCUGGCAUCCACAUGUUAUCACUAGUAACAGUAGCAGCUGUCCCUGAUCACAGAUGUUUAGUACAAGGACAGGAAACCAACGCCCUCGAAUCCAAUUUCACGCCAAAUGAUAAUUUCGCACACCUGAUUCCACGCACCGCAGCGGGUGAAUGGGAUUCAUGUCAUAUAUACACUGCUGAUAACGUGUCCACCGCGUGCACAGCAUGGAUCUACGACCGCACUUAUUAUGAAAGCUCCAGGGCCAUCGAAUGGGACUUUGUCUGCCAUCGCAGAUGGAUGGGAGCGGUGGCCCAGAGUGUUUUUAUGUUCGGAGUAUUCACUGGAGCUGUCACCCUAGGGAAUGCUGCUGAUAAAUAUGGUCGUAAAGCAGUUUUUUGCUGGUCUGCAUUACUGCAGCUUAUUCUUGGCGUGGCAGUUGCAUUCACACCAGAAUAUUAUUCAUUCCUGGUGGUCCGUUUCUUUUUGGGUAUUUUUGGAUCGGCUGGCAGUUAUAUCACCGGUUUUGUUCUUACUAUGGAGCUAGUUGGUGCUAGUAAACGUACCAGUUGUGGUAUUACCUUCCAAGCGGCCUUCGCUGGUGGUAUUAUGCUCGUCGCUGGUUGGGGAGCACUGAUUAAAGAUCGGCAAUGGCUGCAGGUAAUCUACGGAUUACAUGGGCUUUUAUUGGUGGCUCAUUGGUGGAUUAUGGAUGAAUCUCCAAGAUGGUUAUGGGCACAAGGACGAAUUGGCGAAUCUGCCCGUAUUCUCAAACGAGCGCUCAAAAUGAACGGUAGUCCUGUAGUGAUCGAUGAAAGUUUAUACACAAAUGUUGCUAAAAGCAAAGAAGAGGCACAAGAGGACGCUGGUGUUGGUGAUUUGUUCAAAACACCCAACUUACGCUCGAAAACUUUGAACAUUUGUCUUUGCUGGUUUGCCAAUUCGAUUGUCUACUAUGGUCUUUCGUUGAGUACAGGAAAAAUGGCUGGCAAUCCUUUCUUAAUUCUCUUCCUCAUGGGUCUGGUAGAACUCCCUAGUUAUGUUAUUACUGUUUAUCUCAUGGAUCGAACGGGCCGUCGUGCUUUAAUUGUUUUCUAUAUGUUAACCGGUGGGCUUUGUUGCAUAAUUGCAACUCAAUUGGCGACUGGUAGCAGUAUUGCAACUACAAUUGUGAUGGUGGGUAAAUUCCUAAUUGCUAGUAGUUUUGCUAUUGUAUAUAACUACUCUGCGGAACUGUUCCCCACGGUGGUGCGCAAUUCUGCGAUGGGUCUUGGGUCCAUGUGCGCCAGGUUAUCAGGCGCCAUGACACCACUUAUAACGCUAUUGGAUUCGUUUGAUCCUACACUCCCAGCAAUCAUUUUCGCUGUGAUUGCGCUCAUAUCAGGAUUCUUAACGAUGUUCCUGCCGGAAACAAUGGGAGCACCAAUGCCACAAUCAAUUGAAGAUGGAGAAAUGUUUGGCGUAGGCGACACUUGCUUUACAAGCUGUUUGGGAAAGAAAAAAAGCAGUCGAACAGCGUCUAAAGCAGAUACUAUGGAACAGAUGCACAUAAUGGGUGCAAAAUGAAGACAAAGUUUGUUCAUUUGCCAAUUAAACAUGGGCAAAAAUCAAAAUGAGGCACAAUAUAUUUGCUCUAUAUUUUUUAAGAGCAUAAAUUAUAAUUUAGUACAAAAGAAGGAAAAUAAAGGAAAAUAAAAAGUAUAAACUUUAUAAAA